CAUUUUCACAGCAUAUAGGCCUAUAGCUUUCAUUUUUUAAACAGUUGAAGGCGUAAGUAGGGCUUUAAACUAUAGUUAAGUGUAGCUGUUAGAUUAGCAUAUGAUUAGGGUAUUUGUGGACACAAUACCAAACACACAGACAUGCUCACACAAAAGCACACAGCAGCUGACGCCUGUACGUUCACGAGUGGCUAAUGAUGUUGCGUUCAGGACCGCGGGGUUUCACGGGAAUUACUCUGCUUCAAUGGGUUUAACCAUGAGCCUCUAACCCGUGACGGUCAUGAGGGUUUUCUGCCCCUCUCUGCUCGCCGGCAGACUGAGGAAAGGUAUUUGAGGAUUGAAGUAACACAGAGCUCUAAGGACCCAGCCUAUGUGAGAAGGCAUCCCAACCAGAGGAACUGUAUUCUUCAAUCUAAUUAUCUAAUUUGCUUCAUGCGGUGUAAUCAUACACACGGGAUGCCUCGUGGAGACUUCAACAUUUAUUUUGCCAGCAGCAGACGAGGAGAACAUGUCAGAGCUGAGGAGGCAGUGGGCAUCGUUCUGCUGGUGGUCAUCAUUGCAGCUCUCCUCAUCCUGGGCUGCUGGUACUUUAAGAAAAGAAGUGGAUACAAAAUCAUCAGGACCCCUAGAUCGGGGUCACCAGGAUUCACAGGAGUUCAAUUCUCAGAGGCAGGACCUUCUGCAGAAAACAAGAUGGCUCUAACAAACUUUGGCAGCUUCCAACCUCCGAUUCCUAAUGCUCCUCCAGCCUAUGAAAAGGUUUCUUCAGUGCCGCUGCCUCCACCCUAUACCCCCUGAAGGACUUCUGCAGAAGACUGACAAAUAUCGGAAGAUGGAAAAAUACUGGAGAACAAACUCUUAAAUUUCAUCUAUUGUCUGAUGGUAUAUAAUCUGAUGCCACUUUCAUUAUGGUUUCCUAUGCUUUGUAGCUAAAUAUACCAAUAACAGAAAGUAUUGUAUCCCUCACUUUGUAAAAUUAUUCAAAUGAAUGAGCACAAUGUAUAUAUAGUAGGAUGUUUCACUAAGCAAUAAAACAUGAUUUCACUGGA
Labrus mixtus (cuckoo wrasse) is the source of this 1049-nucleotide messenger RNA. It is a transcript of the gene mlana, whose product is annotated as melan-A. Gene Ontology annotation, cellular component: melanosome. Bases 433 to 798 code for a protein of 121 amino acids. The transcript is spliced from 5 exons. The record is from RefSeq and is a predicted model, not a curated record. Lineage: Eukaryota; Metazoa; Chordata; Actinopteri; Labriformes; Labridae.